Molecule: messenger RNA, 2589 nt
Organism: Mercenaria mercenaria
Lineage: Eukaryota; Metazoa; Mollusca; Bivalvia; Venerida; Veneridae
Exons: 1
Coding region: 1-2589 (862 amino acids)
Source: RefSeq, a predicted model, not a curated record
AUGAAUCUACAGAAAUUACAAACACAGAGAGAGGGCCACCGACGUUUCGUUGACAGAUAUCUCAUCAAAAUUGAGCAGGCGAAGGAGAAUUCGUCAUUACUGGAGUUUAACGCUAUUCUAGAGUCAGUUGAAGCCAAGGUACAAAUACUAGAGACACUUAACGAGAAAAUACUUUCAAACACAGCAAUCGAGUGUAUAGAAGACGAGAUAUUCCAAGCAGAAGAGUAUUCACUACAGCUGGAGAUAAAGUUGCGUCAACUCAGAGAAUUCCGAAAUCAACAAGAGAAGUUUUCUACAACGUCACUUCCCCGAGAAGAUCAGCAAACAUCAAGAGAAAUACAUGAUCAGGAGAAUUCUAGAGAGUCAGGUGAUCAGCAAAGUUUACGGGAGAGAGAUGGACAGCGAAAUGGUAACGCCUCAAACUCAGAAGAUAGGUAUUUCAACGACAGAAAUGUGAGUAAUAAUUCGUAUAAUCAAUUUUACAGAUUACCUAAAAUUUCCCUGCCAACAUUCAAUGGCGAUAUAUUAACAUGGCAAUCAUUCUGGGAUUCUUAUGAGUCUACCAUACAUAUGAACAAUAACCUUACCGAUGUGCAAAAGUUUAGUUACUUGAAAUCACAACUUGAAGGAAAAGCAGCACAAGUGAUUGAAGGAUUCGCCAUGACAAAUGUUAACUACAUCCGGGCUGUUGAUCUACUCAAAGAAAGAUUCGGACAGCAACAUAAGAUAAUGCACGUAGCCAUGCAAUCCUUGUUGAAAUUACCUGCCCCGUCAAACAGAGUUACUAGUUUGAGAAACUUUUAUGAUAAAAUGGAGACAUUCAUACGUAGUUUAGAAGCCAUGGGACAGUGUCAAGAAAGUUAUGGUAGCUUGUUAGUGCCUGUUGUGUUAGAAAAAUUACCAAGUGAAAUUAGAAAACAGCUAGCCCGCGAAAACGUUGAAAAUAACUGGCGACUAGAAGAUCUACGAGCUUCUAUCAAUCGAGAAAUCUGUAUCAUGGAGGCUGGUACGGCGCGCAGUGAACCGGAAGUCGACGACUGCGAGGCUACAGCAGCGUUUUCCAUGACAGCAAAAUCUAAAAGAAAACCACAACAUCUCGCGCAAUCAUCAUUCGGAAGGUCUAAUCGUAGAGAUGAUAUUAAGUGUGCAUUCUGUGAACAAGGACACAAAUCUGUUGAAUGUAAAACUCACUGUGAUACUAAUUCAAGACUUGACAUCGUGAAACAGAACCGCUUGUGUUUUAAUUGUUUAAGAAAACAUCCCGUCGCUAAAUGUAAUUCGAUCAAGAGAUGCCAAAUUUGUAACCGGAAACACCAUACGGCAAUUUGCAGCAGACGACAAACAGCUCAGCAGCCGAAUUCAUCCCCAACAGAAAUUACGCAGACACCGGAAGCUGGAGUAUUUCAUUCAUCAGCAGGUCUACACGGUAAAGGAGUCUUGUUGAAAACAGCCAUAGCAACCGUUUCGUCAACUAAAGUACAGCUAUAUACCAACAUACUGUUCGAUGAAGGUUCACAUAAAUCCUUUAUUACGGAAAGUUUAGCAGAAGAACUUGAACUCACCAGAAACGGCACAGAGACAAUAUAUUUGUCAUCCUUCGGCUCUGCUAGUAACAAGAUAAUGCAAGUAGACACAGCAACAGUUUACCUAGUAACAGACGAAUGUCAGAAAAUACCAGUCAAAGUCCUGAUUGUACCUACAAUAUCAACGCCUAUCAACAACAGAUUACAGAAUACAGCUUCAAAAUUACCAUACCUUCGUGGAUUAAAACUUGCUCACCCGGUGACAGAAGACAAUAACUUCACCAUUUCUAUGCUUAUAGGUGCAGACUUUUAUUGGGACAUAGUAGAAGACCGUAUAAUACGUGGAGAGGGACCUACAGCUGUCAAGUCGAAGAUAGGUUACUUGUUAUCUGGACCAGUCCCAGCCGAGAGCGCGCACAGUACAAAUCACGUCUGCAAUGUAAAUACGUUACACUUUUCUCCAGACAUGCUUGAACGAUUUUGGAGCCUAGAAAGUAUGGGGAUUACACAGACUACUGAAGACAACGACAAAUCAGAUUACUUUAAAAAUUAUCAGCAAUCGUGCAUAGAAUUCAAAGAUAGCAGAUAUUCGGCUAAGUUACCAUGGAAACUAGAACAUCCGCCGUUGCCAACUAACUAUGAGGUAACUAAGAAGAGGACAGAAAACACCAUAAGAAGACUACAGAGAGACCCGUAUCUACUACAAAAAUACGACGACAUAAUUACAGAGCAGGAACGCAGAGGUUUUAUAGAAAAAGUCAUUACUGAUACCCCACCCACCGGACAAGUCCAUUAUAUACCCCACCACCCAGUCAAAAAGGAAUCUUCAACUACACCAAUUCGGAUCGUGUACGACUGUAGCUGUCGACAGUCACCUUACUUACCUAGCUUAAAUGAUUGCCUGGAAUCGACCCCGCCGAUACUUAACGACCUUUCCAACAUACUAGUCAGAUUUCGUCUCCACAAAUACGCUGUUACAGCAGACAUAGAAAAAGCCUUUUUACAUGUAGGACUGGACGAAAGAGAUAGAGAUGCUACUCGAUUUUUUGGUCUGGUGACAUUCUAA